AUGGGUGUCUUCUGUGAUGGUUGGGGGAGUGCCAUUACUGCUCUGUCCUUAAGGCCAAGAAAAGCUAGUUCUGAAGUCUCUCUUGUCAGGUUCGCAAGGCUGGCUAGUGACUCGCUGCAACAGAUAGAACGGCAGCUGAAGUGCUUGGCCUUUCAAAACCCUGGACCUCAGGUGGCAGAUUUCAACCCCGAGACAAGGCAGCAAAAAAAGAAAGCUCGGAUGUCGAAGAUGAACGAAUAUUUUUCUGUGAAGUACAAGGUGAUGAAGAAGUACGACAAAAGCGGCAGGCUGAUCUGUAACGACGUGGACCUGUGUGACUGCCUGGAGAAAAACUGCCUGGGAUGCUUCUACCCGUGCCCCAAGUGCAACUCCAACAAGUGUGGGCCAGAGUGCCGGUGCAACCGCCGCUGGGUCUAUGACGCCAUCGUCACCGAGACUGGCGAGGUCAUCAGCACCCUGCCAUUUAGUGUUCCUGACUAGGGGAUACGAUCCAUAGAUUCUCUCCCCCCACCCCACCCCCGCCUCUGUGUGUGUGUGUGAGGGUGUGCAUUUGUUUGUUUUGAGACAGGGGCUUGCAGCUCAGGCUGCCCUUGAACGUGAACUUAAGACAAUCCUCCUGCCUCAGCUUCUCAAGUUGUAUUAAUUUAGAUAUAGUA
Messenger RNA from Mastomys coucha (southern multimammate mouse), 656 nucleotides. It is a transcript of the gene Arl14epl, whose product is annotated as ADP ribosylation factor like GTPase 14 effector protein like. Bases 1 to 480 code for a protein of 159 amino acids. NCBI's taxonomy places the organism in Eukaryota, Metazoa, Chordata, Mammalia, Rodentia, Muridae. The transcript has 3 exons. The record is from RefSeq and is a predicted model, not a curated record.